UCCAUCGCUUAAUUGUCUCCGUCUAGAGCUGUACAGUGUACUGGCAUGAAGACUUGUCAAAUGAGCAUGGUGAAAUAACACUGGAUAUAUAAUAAAUAUAUCCUUUUAUUUGUUUUCGAGUGGCACUUUUCACACACUCAGGAUGUAUCGGCGUAUCUUAGUGAAAGGCACAACAGCGGCUGUAGCUGCGAGAAGAAUUCGUCAUAUAUUAGGACCCCUGAUGUCAAAAGAAGGUUGGAACUGCAGCGCUCAUGAGGUCAAACUCCUGAACACUUCCUCAGGUGACACAGUGAAGAUUGGAGAGAUUGUAUAUCAACUCAAAACCCCCAGAAAUCCAGAACUGGUGCCAGUAAAUCAUAUAUUGGAGGCUUUGCCACAAACAAUCACCCAGCACCUUCGCUGGAUAAUGCAGAAAGACCUGCUUGGGCAAGAUGUAUUUCUUAUAGGGCCUCCUGGUCCUCUCCGCCGUUCAAUUGCCAUGCAGUACCUGGAAUUAACUAAGCGAGAAGUUGAAUAUGUUGCUCUGUCAAGAGACACUACUGAGACUGAUCUCAAACAGCGCAGAGAAAUUCGCUCAGGAACUGCUUUUUAUGUAGACCAGUGCGCUGUCCGAGCUGCGACCGAAGGACGGAUUUUGGUUUUGGAGGGACUGGAGAAAGCAGAGAGGAACGUUCUCCCGGUUCUCAAUAACCUGCUGGAGAAUCGAGAGAUGCAACUGGAAGAUGGACGCUUUCUCAUGUCCGCACAGCGCUAUGACAAACUCCUGGAGGAGCACACUAAAGAAGAACUGAACGCGUGGAAGAUCGUUCGAGUUAGUGAGGACUUUCGAGUCAUUGCUCUCGGCCUGCCCGUCCCUCGAUAUAAGGGAAACCCGUUGGAUCCACCGCUCCGCUCGCGCUUCCAGGCCAGAGACAUCUACUACCUUCCCUUCAAGGAUCAGCUUGAGCAUCUGUAUAACAUUGGACCAAAUGUGCCAUCUGAAAGGGUUUCCCAGCUCUUGUCUUGUGCCACUACGCUGUGCUCGCAAGAGUCCGCCAGCUUAAGCCUGCCUGACUUUCCAUUGGACAACCUUCCAUCGGCCCUCACAAUUCUGAACCUGUUCCCCAUGAUGUCAGCACAGCAGCUGGUCCAGAGGCUUUACCCAUAUGAGAUCAUGCUGGGAAAAGAGGGACGCACUGCGGUAGAGGGAGUCCUCAGUAGAUUUGAGUUGACUGAUGGCAAUAAGAAACCUCCUCCGACCGCAGUGGUGAAUGUGGAGCCUGUGAGAGGAGAUCAGACAGGACAAGCGGCUGUCACCAUCAAAAUCAAAGACAAGAACAUCACCUUUCAGGUUCCUUCAGGAACACGUCCGAUUCGCCCACCCGACGGCAGUCCCGCGUUCAUCAGCACCCCCACCCAUAACCGCCUGCUGGCUGAGAUGAUGCAGUCCCACCUUGUCAAAGACGUUUGUCUGAUCGGAGCCAAGGGUUGUGGCAAGUCUGUGAUUGCUAGAGAGUUCGCUGAAAUGCUGGGCUACAGUAUCGAACCAAUUAUGCUUUAUCAGGACAUGACAGCUAGGGACCUCCUCCAGCAGAGGUACACUCUUCCUAAUGGAGAUACAGCCUGGAGGGCUUCCCCCCUGAUCACUGCUGCUCAGGAGGGCAAACUGGUAUUACUGGACGGCAUCCAUCGUGUGAACCUGGGCACUCUUGCUGUGCUUUCCAGGUUGCUUCAUGACAGAGAGUUGAACCUGUAUGAUGGGACUCGACUCUUAAGGUGGGACCGUUACCAAACACUAAAGGAAGAGCUGCAGCUCAGCGACCAGGAUUUGCAGGACAGAUCCAUUUUCCCCAUCCACCCAUCAUUCCGUAUCAUCGCCCUAGCCGAGCCCCCACAGGUCGGCAGCACAACGCAACAGUGGCUCGGCCCAGAGGUUCUUACGAUGUUUCUCUUUCACACCAUCAAGCCACUGGCCAAGGCUGAGGAAAUGGCUGUUCUACAUGAGAUGAUCCCAAAUGUUCCUAAAGAAGCAGUGGAGCAGCUACUACACCUGACACACAGCCUGAGAAUGUCCAGUGAUCCAACGGCGCUGUCCCUUGCAUCCUCACUGUCCACCAGGCAGCUGCUCAGAAUCUGUCGCCGUCUUUCUCAGUAUCCACAGGAGAGCAUUGCUCACGCUGUGAACAAGGCCUGUCUUUCCAGGUUUCUUCCCAGUUUGGCUCGUUCGUCUCUUCAGAAGAGUCUGAUCAACUGCUCAAUAGAGGACCAGCCUGACCCAGGAGCUGAACACGACCAACACUAUACCUGCACAAUAAAAGAUGGACUUCUAACCAUCGGUAACGUCUCUGCUCCUGUGUACAUCCCAGAUGUGAAGAUGAAGGUCCCCGAUGUGCUCUUUUAUGACAAUGUUCAGCACAUGAUGGUGAUGCAGGACAUGCUGAAGGACUUUCUGUUAGGGGAACACCUGCUUCUGGUGGGGAACCAGGGUGUUGGGAAAAACAAGAUUGUUGAUCGAUUUUUGCAUCUUCUGAACAGACCAAGGGAAUAUCUUCAGCUCCACAGAGAUACUACAGUCCAGACUUUAACACUGCAGCCCUCUGUUCAAGAUGGAGUCAUUGUGUAUGAAGACUCUCCAUUGGUGAAAGCUGUGAAGAUGGGACAUAUACUUGUCAUAGAUGAAGCUGACAAAGCACCAACAAAUGUCACCUGUAUCCUAAAGACGUUGGUGGAGAGCGGGGAGAUGAUCUUGGCGGAUGGAAGAAGGAUAGUGUCAGAUCCAUUAGAAGCAGCAGGAAGGGUGAAUGCUAUCCCCAUGCAUCCAGACUUUCGCAUGAUUGUUUUAGCGAAUCGACCUGGCUUCCCGUUCUUGGGAAAUGACUUCUUUGGAGCCCUUGGUGACAUAUUUAGCUGCCAUGCAGUGGACAACCCCAAACCUCAGGCAGAGUUUGCCAUGUUGAAACAAUACGGACCUGACGUUCCUGAUGCUAUUCUCCAGAAGCUCGUGGCUGCAUUUGGAGAGCUCCGGAACAUGGCAGACCAAGGAACCAUCACCUACCCCUACUCUACACGAGAGGUGGUCAACAUCGUAAAGCACCUGCAGAAAUUUCCAGAUGAGGGCCUGGCCAAUGUGGUGAGGAACGUGUUUGACUUUGACUCCUAUAACAAGGACAUGCGUGAGGUGCUGAUCACAGCUCUGCACAAGCAUGGCAUUCCAAUCGGAGCCAAACCCACCAGCGUGCACCUCGCCAAGGAGUUACCAUUGACAGACUGUAAGAUGGCAGGGUACUGGACCAUAAAUCAGGGAGCCAAUGCACGCCGAAAGCUGUUGUGUCCAACGGAGUCCCGUCGGAUAGAUAUCAAGGGCCCAGUGUUUUUGCGAGUUCAGAGUUACCCCACUGAGAGGCAUGAGUCCAGAUCUAUGAGCUUCACUGAGGAACAGGCUCACUGGCAAAUCCCUAUGAAUGAGGUUAACAUCGUCUGUGAUGUCACCACUGCUAACGAUUCGAUUUAUGUUGCCACAUGUAACCCUGUAUCGCUGUACGCCAUGAAGGAGAAAGGAGACUCUGUACAGUGUAUUGAGCUAUAUGACAUAUUUCCUCGUACCAUCAGCGGUGUGUGGCAGCCUUUCGUCUCUGUGGCAGCACUGGGCAACCCGCUGCAGGGCCAGCUGGUGCUGCAUGAAGAACAGGGUAACACAUUACUGCAUCUGGAUCUGGUAACUGGAGCUGUGAGAAGACUGGCUCUGUCUCAAGACAAAUCAGAAGAACCAGUACGAAAAACAUCAAACUGGUGGAACAACAAAGACAGUCAGCCUGGAUACAAAAUGUGUAAGGAGUUUGCCCACAAGAACUGGCUUCUCUUCUACAAAGAAAAUGGGAGUGAGCUGGAUGUUGUUGAUGUGCUAGAGGGUCAGAUUCACACCAUCUCCCUCCCCAUUAACCUGAAAGCUGUGUUCCUGGUGGCUGAAGACCGCUGGCUGCUUAUCGAGAACCAAACUGACAAGAAAUUCAUGUUGACAAAGCCUAUGCACAUGGGUGCUGAGGACACCAGCGUGUGCCAGCUGCACACCAUCACUGAAGAUGCUGUUAGCACUGGCUUUGGCAUCAGCUCAGGCAUGGAAACCACAACUCCUCAAGAGGUAUCAAGUGAUCAGCUGCCCAAUGUGAACCUCAGUGCUGCCCUGGGCAAGAAAAUCAUCUCUCCCAAUCGGAUCUUCUGUGACACAAACACCUAUGCUAAUGUGAUUGUGGGCUUUCCAGAUCUUUUGUCCCCAAAUGAGGUCUAUACCUUUAAAAGACCAUCGCCCUUAACUGAGGGGCGGGGAUCUGAUAUGUUUUUUGGGUCAAGCAAGCGAACAGGGCCCGCAAAGAGGGUCAACUGUGUAUGUCUACUGGAUGCCAAUCAGGUGGUCCGAGCGUUGCCCGCAUCACAAGUUCCACUGGCUGAUAUCUACCCUAAUGAUGUCACACCACCCAUGACUGCUGCUUACCUUGAAGUGACAGACCUGAACUCGAAGAAACUCAAAUACGUUCCGGUCCCAAGGAGCAGUUCAAUGUCUCCCUACACGGUGUGGAUCUCAAAGGUUUCAGACACAGAUGUAGUGAUAGCUCCCUUGGGCUCUGGUGGGGUUGUCACUGUGGACAUGGGAGGCUAUGUUAGAUUGUGGGAAACAGGGAUUGACAACCUGCAGCGCUCCCUGCUGGAGUGGAGGAACAUGAUUGGAUCGGAGGAUGGCAGGCCUGUUCAGAUCACCAUUCAGAGAGACAGUGGCCUGGAUGUUAGCUCCCCUAAACAUGGCAAGUUUGAUCCCAAAAAUGCCCCUCAUGUAGGGGGGAACCAGUGGGCUGGGGGUACAGGUGGCAGAGAUACAGCAGGUCUCGGUGGUAAAGGUGGCCCCUACCGUCUGGACGCCGGUCACAAAGUUUAUCAGAUCUCACAGGUGGAGAAAGACGCCGUGCCAGAUGAAGUUAAGAGAGCUGCACGUGAGAUGGCUGAGAAAGCUUUCAAACAGAGGCUCAAAGAAAUCGACAUGAGCGAAUAUGAUGCUGCCACUUAUGAGCGUUUCUCGGGAGCAGUCAGUCGACAGGUUCAUUCGCUUCGCAUCAUUUUGGACAGCCUGCAGGCUAAAGGGAAAGAGAGACAAUGGCUGAGGAACCAGGCUCUUGGUGAGCUGGAUGAUGCUAAGAUCAUUGAUGGCCUAACAGGAGAGAAAGCCGUUUAUAAACGCAGAGGAGAGCUGGACCCUGAGUUAGGGGCUCCUCAGCAAAAGCCAAAGCGUUUACGUCUGCUAGCUGACAUUUCUGGCAGCAUGUAUCGCUUUAAUGGCGUGGACGGGCGUCUGGAGCGCUCUAUGGAGGCUGUGUGUAUGGUGAUGGAGGCGUUAGAGAGCUACGAACACAAGUUUAAGUAUGACAUUACGGGACACUCAGGAGAUGGAUUCGACAUCGAACUUGUAAAAUGUGACAAAGUGCCCAAGAACAACAAGGAGAGGCUGAAAGUUUUGAAGACCAUGCAUGCCCACUCUCAGUUCUGCAUGAGUGGUGACUACACUCUGGAGGGCACCGAACACGCCGUGAAGGAACUGGCACGGGAAGAAGCCGAUGAGCAUUUUGUCAUCGUGUUGAGCGAUGCCAACUUGGAGCGCUACGGGAUCAGUCCCGAGCGGUUUGCGCGUGCACUCACCAGUAACCCGCAGGUCAAUGCCUUUGCCAUCUUUAUCGGUUCCCUAGGAGACCAGGCGGACAGGCUCCAGAGAACCUUGCCGGCUGGACGCUCUUUUGUCGCCAUGGACACCAAGCAGAUUCCUCAAAUCCUUCAGCAGAUUUUCACAUCCACCAUGCUGUCCAAUGCCUGAGAGAACAGCAGCGGUUGGGUGAAUCUCAGGAAACUGAUGAUAAUCUCUGCAUCUAGGAAACGACUUGGGUGAAAAUUAAGAAAAAGUUAUUUAAAUAAAAAAGUAUUACAGCAGUGGUAAAUGUGGUAAACUGUCAUGAAAAUCAUGUAACUUUAAAUAGGCUUAUUUUCUUUAGGCACAAUAUAAUUUUUAUUUAGUUAUUGGGCGAAAUGCAACCUAGGCCUGGUUUUGAUCUGUUUCCACCAAAAAUAGAUCUUGUUUUUUUUUUUAAACAAGAAAGUCCAUCACAGUCAACUCAAAACAGAGGACUGUGGGCCUUCAAUGUAGCCUCAAGAGACAACUUAAUGUAUGAACACAUCUGUAGGAUUCUCUAAUAUUUAAGGACUGAACUGUAUGCCAGUACAUAACGUGUGGAUAGAUGAUGUUUUAAGUUUGAGACUCUGUUUUUACAGAUCCUGUAUUAUGUUUGUACAUCUCUAAUGUUAUGUUUAAAAUAAUCAGGUUAGUGCAUUGUUUUCAUUGAGUGCCUACAGUAAAGGGCUGGGUGAUAAUAUACUUGCAGAUAUAAUACAGCCUAAAUAUUUUGCACAUAUUAUUUUCUGGUAACACUUUACAAUAAAGUUGUAUUUGUUAAUCUCAAUUACAGUAGUUAAUGCAUAAGCUAACAUGAACCAUCAAUGAACUAUAUUUCUACAGCAUUUAUUAAAGGGAUAGUUCAUCCAAAAAUGAUAUUAAACCCAUGAUUUACUCACCCCUAAGCUGUCCGAGUUGCAUAUGUCCAUCGUUUUUCAGACAAA
Molecule: messenger RNA, 6630 nt
Organism: Paramisgurnus dabryanus
Lineage: Eukaryota; Metazoa; Chordata; Actinopteri; Cypriniformes; Cobitidae
Gene: vwa8
Product: von Willebrand factor A domain containing 8
Cellular component (GO): cytoplasm
Molecular function (GO): ATP binding; ATP hydrolysis activity
Source: RefSeq, a predicted model, not a curated record